Stegastes partitus (bicolor damselfish) is the source of this 2074-nucleotide messenger RNA. It is a transcript of the gene aspn, whose product is annotated as asporin (LRR class 1). The record is from RefSeq and is a predicted model, not a curated record. Bases 171 to 1256 code for a protein of 361 amino acids. Gene Ontology annotation, molecular function: protein binding. Lineage: Eukaryota; Metazoa; Chordata; Actinopteri; Pomacentridae. The transcript is spliced from 8 exons.
GUGAUGCUGUUCGUCGCUCUCUGGGAAUGUAUUGACUGAGGAUCCAACUCUCAGGCUUCCAGCUGGACGCUGCUCUGCUCACGGCGUGGGGUUUAAACCAGGACGCUAACACACCUGACGGCUGAGCUCUGCCUGGCUGCUGUUCAACUAACCAGAGUUCUAACUAAACCAUGAGGGUCUUCAUCCUGCUUUGCCUGCUGGCGCUGGGCAACGCCAAACCCUACCAGCCAAUCAACGUCAUGGACUUCAUGAAAAGCUAUGACAUCAUGAUGGCAGACGAUGACGACGACGACGACGAUGACGACGACGACGAUGAUUAUGACGAUGACGAUGACUGUCCAGCUAACUGUCGCUGUUCACCCAGAGUGGUGCAGUGCUCCGACCAGGGUCUGAUUUCGAUUCCUGAGAAGAUUCCUGAAGAUACUGUGAUGAUGGAUCUCCAAAACAACGACAUCACUGAAAUCAAGGAGGACGACUUUAAAGGCCUCAACAAGCUUUACGGCCUGUUUCUGAUCAACAACAAGAUCUCAAAGAUUCACCCGAAGGCCUUCAGAAACAUGGACCAUCUCAAACUGCUGUAUCUCUCCUACAACCUGCUGACUGAGAUCCCAGCCAACCUGCCGCCCAACGUCAUCGAGCUGCGAUUCCACGAAAACAAGAUCAACAGAAUCCAGAAGGACGCGUUUAAAGGCUUGAGGAAGCUCCAUGUGCUGGAGCUGGGCGCCAACCCUCUGGCCAACAGCGGGAUCGAGCUCGGGGCUUUUAAUGGUUUGUCGACGCUGUAUAUCGGCAUCGCAGAGGCCAAACUCACCGCCGUGCCAAAAGACCUGCCGUCCUCCAUCAAAGACCUGAGCCUCGACUACAACAAGAUCGCCAAGGUGGAAAUAGAAGACUUCAUCAGAUAUAAAAACCUGCAGAGACUCGGACUCAGCUUCAACCAGGUCAAGUACGUAGAAAACGGCAGCCUGGCCAGCACCCCGAGCGUUCGUGAGAUCCACCUGGACAACAACCGGCUGAGGAAGGUUCCUCCGGGCCUGAACUCUCUGCGCUACCUCCAGGUGAUUUUCCUCCACGGCAACAAAAUCAGCUACGUGGGAGUGAAUGACUUCUGUCCCAUCCGGCCGAGCGACAAGAAGAACCUGUACACCGGCAUCAGCCUGUUCGCCAACCCGGUCAAGUACUGGGACAUCCAGCCGGCCACCUUCCGCUGCGUGACCGGGCGGAGAGGCGUCCAGCUCGGAAACUUCAGAAAGUAGCAGCAGGAGACGGAGAACCGCCGCAAUCCUCGAGAUGUUACAAGGAAGGAGAAGCUGGAAGUGAUUCCAAUAGAUAAGACAAAGAUGAAACCGUUUUCCUAAAGGAAGCCAAAUAAGACGAGCUUCCAUUAAGUUAGAACCUUUAGUCGUUUAGUAGAGAAGUCCUCUGUCAGGAAAGCUAUGAGUAGUAAAGCCACCACACGAGGAAAUGUUUGAGCAGCACGGUGGCUGUAAGAGCAUGAACAUUAUUAUUAUUAACACCCAACAGGAAUCCUGCCCACCGGGAUGGGGAUUCCUGCCUGUAGCACCUCCACCUCCAUGGUGUAAACUCUCCCAGGAACAAAGCGCCUCCCUCUGGUCACUCUCUGCAAAACCACUCAAUGGUUCAAUCCCAGUCUCCACCUGCAGCUCCAAACCCUGUCAGACUUCACAAAGCAUGUCACUAGUUCUGACAUUAAUCCUAAUUUUAACUGUUUUACAGAUAAAUCAAAUCUUUUUCCUCCAAAAAACCAAAGCAACUAUUUCAUUUAAGGUACUGUGACAAACUAUAUGUCUGUGUUUAAUGCAGCACAGCAUGUAAUGAAUAAAGGUUUAUAUGAUAAAAACUGUAGAGGUAAACCACCAACAUGAUAAAAAACCAUCACAUAGAGAAAAAGCCUUUGUUACAAUAAACUGAAGAUUUAAAAAAACUCACACUGAUUUAAAAAAAAAAGAAAAAAAGAAAGUAUUUUUAGCAUGAAUGCCAUCAGUCCACUAUUUGCAGCAGCUCUUCAUGUUUUUUUUUUUUUUACUAUUGUACACUAAAAAACAAACAAAAA